Drosophila willistoni is the source of this 1025-nucleotide messenger RNA. RefSeq lists its product as uncharacterized. The transcript has 3 exons. The coding region runs from base 87 to 875 and encodes 262 amino acids. The record is from RefSeq and is a predicted model, not a curated record. Lineage: Eukaryota; Metazoa; Arthropoda; Insecta; Diptera; Drosophilidae.
UGAAUUUAAAAACGAUUCGUCUAAGAAAAAUUGUAAAAGGAAAAAAAUAAUUUAAAGACAACUUUGCUCAAAUUCCUAUCACAAAAAUGGUAAAUGAACUGAAUAAGCCACCAAACGGCGAAAAUGCAGCUCUUAGUGAGCGUCUCGCUGACUCCAAUCGUCAGUUGCAGGAGAUGCAGGAAGAGCAUCGUCAACUGUUAGCCGAAAUGGAAACUCUGAGAGCCCGGGCCGCCGAAUUGACAAUUCUGAAUGCCCAGAGACAGCAGUUUAGACAAGUGACCAGGCGAGAGGAGGAGACGCAGUCGGUUACCAGACAUCAGAGCCAGACAGUAAGUCAUUCGGGUGCGGAACUAAAUACUGAAGUCCAGUCCACUGCAGCAGAAAUUGUCACAGAACCAGUGUCAGAGCCCCAAACUCCCCAACAGGAGGAGGUUGAAGAUGAAGACAAAGAGGAAACUGCUAGUUAUUUGCAAGAGAAACUCAAUGAGAUUGCCAAUCUAAAAGCUCAAUUUAAACGUGUCCAACAUAUGGUGGAUACCACAAAAUUAAUUGAGCAACAUAUAAGCUCAAAGGAGUCGCAGUCGACCAGUGUCCAGCAGCAGCUGCAGCAGAGAAUUCAACAAUCAAGCUCCUCCACCAGCUCGAGCAGCACACAAAUUCAGUCCAGCAGCAGCAGCAGCAAUACAGAAGCCUCAUCAUCAGCAACAGAAGAUCCCCAAUCUCCAGCAGAUAAUGCUGAAUUAUUAAAUACCAUGUUGAGUAUGUUUACGGACUUUACGAGCGAUUUGCGUGGACAGGCCGAGAGUUUGCGAGAGGAGAGAGAACGCAUAAAAUCACUUAAGGAGAAGAUAAUCCAGAGUAAACAAGGCAAAUAGGUGAAUGGCUUUGUUUUAAAAACAAAAAAAAAAAAACAAUUGUUUGCUGAUUAAGAAUAUAUUUUCAUAUGUUCUAUAAAUGCUGAUUUUGCCUUAAACUAUUUGGGGGAAAUCUAAAGAGAGAUAGAAUAAACGUGGGAAAAAAACUUA